Amblyraja radiata (thorny skate) is the source of this 951-nucleotide messenger RNA. RefSeq names its product death-associated protein-like 1. The transcript is spliced from 5 exons. Lineage: Eukaryota; Metazoa; Chordata; Chondrichthyes; Rajiformes; Rajidae. The record is from RefSeq and is a predicted model, not a curated record. Bases 392 to 631 code for a protein of 79 amino acids.
UCCAGUUCUAAUUCUCAAUAGUCGUCUUCUGGGUAUAAACGGGGAAGCAGGUGUCUUGCUUUUUGAAGUUUUGACUUUUUAAUGUAGGGAGAAACUCCCUUUUCCUGUUGAGACUUUUGGUGCGAGAUUAAGGCGUGGGCACGUGGUUUUGACGAAAUAGUUUCAUUUUUGUUGUCUAGUCUUCUGUGUUGGAAACGUGUUUAAGAUUACAAUACAUUCUGUAUCGAGUGUGAUGAAGGGAUACUGAGCAAGGUGAACCGGGACUUAAUGUUAACUCCCAAUCUCUGCCUGAAAAAAACCCGGUUAGAGACUGCUCCAUUCACCCUUUGAGGAACAAUCCUAAAAUAUCACGAUCUUCUGGGAGCAGGAAUUUUUGCCUUGUCGGCCAUAAAUGGAAGGUAGCAGGAUGAAGGUCACCAAACAAGAGGAAAAAAGAGACCAAAGAAUCAAUUCUUUUUCAAGCUCGAGUGCUAUCAAUGCAUCUAAAAUGAGCUUUGCCCUGGCUAGAAAUAUUGACAAACUGAGUCAUAAUUUUCCAUCUGCAAUUGUACAUCAGAAACCUCUGCCAGCUCUGGAGAAGGUUGCGCCACCAAGGUGCAUUCGCAUUAUUCACCAGCCACGCAAAUGUUAAAAUAACUUGAAACUUGCCAUGAUCAACAGCAGCCAGUAUGAACAUUGAAGAAAGCAUGAUUAUAAUUAGUGCGGAGCUAGAGCUCUGUAGCUUUGCAAAAGUUGUCGCAGUGGAUCAUGACAUUUUAGUUCAAUUUGCAAAUCAUAAAAUGAUCUAAUUAGUGCCUUUGAUUAAUUUGUGUUGUCUUUUGAAACUAAAUGAUUAACUUCAAGACAUUGUAGAUAACAUUGCACUUAUAUGGUUAGAAAAGAGAAAAAUGCAAACUUCUUUGUAAAAAUAAACUUGCUCUUGCCAAUAAACUAACUUCUUGACCUGCACAA